Messenger RNA from Arabis nemorensis, 1122 nucleotides. The record is from the annotation of a GenBank genome assembly. Lineage: Eukaryota; Viridiplantae; Streptophyta; Magnoliopsida; Brassicales; Brassicaceae.
AUGGUGAAGAGGGGAGGGCUUAAGAGGAAGAUUUCCAUAGAGAAGAUCGAGAAGAAAACAUCUAGAGGACCUUGUUACUCCAAACGUUGUCAGGGACUCUUCGGCAAAGCUUCGCAGCUUUGCCUUCUCACCGGCGCACAAAUCGCCGUUCUAGCCACUCCUAUGUCUGACAGUUCCCACGUCUCUUUCUACUCCUUCGGCCACUCCUCUGUUGAUGCCGUCGUCUCCGCUUUUCUCGCCGGAAAACGCCCUCUUAUCUCGCCGGAAAACAGCAAAGCCAAGAGGGAAGACAUCGGUAUCUGUUUGACACAAAAGAAUCUAGGGUUAGGGUUUUGGUGGGAAGACGAGGCUCUUACCAGAUCGCAAGAUCCCCAAGAAUUGAGCGACGCGGUCGAUUCCAUGUCGAAGCUGUUGAAACAUGUCAAGCAAUUGCGUUCGAAGGAUGCCUUGAAAAAUCAACUAGACUUGGACUGUCAUCAUGAUCAGGACUUUAAGAACAACGACAUGAUGAAGAAGACCGAUGAUCAUCUUGUUUCACGCCAUGGAACUCAAGAGCCGGAAACCACUCCUGCAAUUUGUUGCAUCUCUGAUGAUUUCUUACAGAACACGGAUUCUCAAAUCAUGGCUAAUUCUCAAGAUUCCUGUAUUAAUGACAACAAAAACAACGAGAACACUUCACCAGUGGAAUACUCUGAUGAUUUCUUCGAGAAGAUGGAUGCUGAGAUAAUGGCUUAUUCUCAAGAUUUCUGCAUUAUGGACAACAACAACGAAAACGCUUUACCUGCAGAAAACAUGGAUGAUAUCGACAUGGAUCUUGAUCAAAUCAUUGAUUUUGGGACGGCUUCUGAAACCUUAUUGUCCUUCUAUGAUGGGAUUCUCAAGACAAGUUUUGAAAGCUUAUUAUCCGAUGGUGUUUUCGAAAGCACUCUAGACCUUCAGGAGUUUGCUGCUAGUCUUCUCACUGGUUCUGAUUCUCAUGACUCUGUGGAUCCAAUUAUGUUCUCUGAUUCUGAACCUGUUAAAGAUGGAGAUUUGGUGCUUCAGAACAGAGGUGGUUUGAAUGAUGAUCACCUCCACUCCUCUGACGUUUUCAAUGAGUUAACUCCUAUUGUUACCCUUUGA